AUGGACGACUCGUCACAGGAGGAUGCGUCUCGCGUUGAGGCUCUCCUGUCGGCGCGACAGCAGCUGACGGACCAGCUCAGCCAGAGUCCCUACGAUUUCAUUGUCUACCUCAACCGAGCUAUUGUACAUGCCGACCUGGGUUACCCUGAUCUCGCUGCCGGGGAUGCGUACCGAGCCUUGCUACUUACCGAUGAAGUCCGUGACGAGAGCUUCGAGUAUCACGAACAGGCGCUGGAAGCCCUGCAGAGGUACCGCGAUGCGCCCUUCCCGGCUGCUCUUGACCAUGGCCUUUUGAGCCAGAUGGUUGGCAGCGAAACUGUCCUGGACGCAAACAUUCUCGCCCUCAUAGGUUCCGUCCGCUCCUACCAGGUCCUCAGCCUGGGUCUGCUUCUGGUCGGCUGCUUGAAGAGCGCGUAUACCUUCUGCGCACGUGGGCUUGCGUUGGCCCCAGAAAAUCAGGAGCUUCUUAAUGUCCGUGGCUAUAUUCAAACUGUCGCUCAGCGCCGAGCGCCGCAGAGUCUCAAUGAUCCGAGCCGGCUUCCGGAGUGGGGUAUGGUUCGGCGUGAGGUCUAUCCAUGGAACACCCACGAGCCAGACCGAUUCGCGCAGGAGUCGCUCGAUUUCCUGAACAAAGAGUUGUCAACAAUGGCUCCAAAGUGUGCGGUCCAAGUGGCCACCUUGCCGAUACUGCUCGAAUCGGCCAGCGAUACAGAUGGCUACGAGAUCAUCCCAACCUGCAAACAACUUGGUGUCUUUGCGAAGGAGGACAUUGCAGCUGGAGAGACUGUGCUCGAGGAGUACUCACUUGUCACUGCCAACAAUCGCCUGAAGGAAUCAGUUUGCGAUGCAUGCAGUGAGGAGCUUCCACCCCUAGGCAGCGAAUCACAGGCGAUUAAUUGCCCCGAGUGCUACGACACCGUAUUCUGCAGCCAAUACUGUUUUGAUAAGGCGCAAAACCUCUACCAUCCUGCCGUUUGCGAGAAGGACGUUGACUCCAUAGCCAAGGAUACCGAGGCCAAAGACGCGGAUGAGGCUCUUCACCUGCUCCUGCUAGCCCGAAUUCUCGCCAUGGCGGCACACCAGGAGAUACAUCCUUUGGAUGUGAGUCAAAUCAAGUACAUAUGGGGGGACUUUGUAUCUUCCAAGGAGAACGAGAUCGACUUGUCGCCCAACGCCGGACCACCGCCAGAAUGGACCUUGCCAUUCUCUUUCCAGUUCAACAUCGAAACCCCUCUCCACAUUCUAGAGAAGAUGGACAUUGAUAUAUUUGCCAAUGCGGAGCAAUACGACCUGUGGGUUUUAAAUACACUUUACAGCAAGUUUAGAGGCACAGCUUCGGCUCGAAAGAACCCCCGCGACGGAAGACCCGAUGUAGCUGCUGUGCACCCCUUCUGGUGCUUGGCGAACCAUGAUUGUGAUCCCAAUGUCACUUGGGAAUGGGCGGGGCGCAUGAUCCUUACUGCACGGGAGAAACGGGUCGUUGGCGACAAGCCCGGCGGGAUUAAGAAAGGAGAGGAAAUUUUAAAUCACUAUUGCGACGUAACCUUGCCGGUCCACGAGCGAAGAGAAUGGGCUCGUGGGAGCUUAGGCGGAUGGUGUAUGUGCGCCCGGUGCCGAGCAGAAGCAGGCAGCGCAACGGCCGACACAAACGGAUGGCAAACCCAUUAG
Messenger RNA from Neoarthrinium moseri, 1668 nucleotides. RefSeq lists its product as uncharacterized. Gene Ontology annotation, cellular component: nucleus. The transcript has a single exon. NCBI's taxonomy places the organism in Eukaryota, Fungi, Ascomycota, Sordariomycetes, Amphisphaeriales, Apiosporaceae. The record is from RefSeq and is a predicted model, not a curated record. Gene Ontology annotation, molecular function: protein binding. Bases 1 to 1668 code for a protein of 555 amino acids.